GAAUGAAGAUGGCGGAACUGUGAGCUCUGGUAUCUGUGUGCUUUUAAACUUCGUUUGUUUGUUUGGGUUUUUUUUUUAAACAUAAUUUGGAAGCUUGGAUAUUUUUCGGUGGGUGGAUGUUUUGUUUGUUGGUUUGUUUUUAAACAAGACGAUCGGUGUGUGAUAUUCCUGUCCCUGGAAUAAGACACUGCUGAGGGAUAGAGACCUCCGCCCACCGCGGGGAAACCCACCAAUCACAGCAUGGCUGAUCACAGGACAGGGGCAUCAGCAGCUCUGGAGUGCUGAAGAGAGGGAGAACGAGAGAGUGAGGAAGACAACUAGAAGAAAGGAAGGAGGAAUACAAGUCUGUGCUUUUUAGAACACAGAGAGAGAGAGAGAGUGAAGGAGUGUGACGGGGCAACCAAUCCUCUUAGUGUGUCUGAGAGAGGAGCUGGCAACAGGCACUGUGAGGAAAGGGAGAGUUGAGACUGUGAUUGAAAGAACAGACUAGCUUCUCCUGAGCCUUAAUUGUGUGGGAGAAUUGAUAGUGAGUGUGUGAUAAAUUGCAGGUAGGGAGGGUGGGCGAGGGGAGGUCGAUAAGCCUGUCUCUGUGUGUGUGUGUAUGUAUGCGUGUGUUUUCCUCUCUGUGUCCGUGUCUGCAGUGGGCAGUGACAACGGCAAGCAGAGAGAGAGGCUAUGGGUGCCAUGGUGACCUAGAGUAAAUGGCUGUUCCUGAGCUGAGCUUGUUGCCAGUGUCUGCUGCUCAUCCCUCCUCUCUCUCUACCUGCUCCUCCUGUUUCCUCCUCCUUCUCCUCCCCUGCCUCUGGUCCCCCUGCUGUCGCCGCCGCUAUGCUUUGGGUCUGGAAGUCUGUGUGUAGCCUUCGGCAGCUUGAGCUGCACCGUCUGAUCCUGGCCCUGAUCAUCUUCAGCCUGCUUUCCAUGUGCUUCCUGGCUUAUUAUGUCAGCAGCAGCCCCAAGAUCAAAGAGGCGCCCCCUCUUCCCUUCAGUGACUGCGGGGUGGGAGGAGGACCAGAGGGUGGGCAGAGGGCCCCCCCGUUCGUGCCCCUGCGGACGGGACAGCGGCAUUUCAUGAAGGCUGUGGACACAUCUCGCACGGACCCCAUGGUGCUAGUGUUCGUGGAGAGCCAGUACUCCCAGCUUGGCCAAGAGAUUGUGGCGAUGCUGGAGUCCAGCCGGUUCAAGUACCGCACGGAGAUCGCCCCGGGGAAGGGGGACAUGCCCGUGCUGACGGAGAGGGGGCGCGGCCGCUAUGCGCUGGUCAUCUACGAGAACGUGCUCAAGUACGUCAACCUGGAUGCGUGGAACCGGGAGCUGCUGGACAAGUACUGUGCUAAUUUCGGCGUGGGCAUGAUCGGCUUCUUCAAGGCCAACGAGAACUCGCUGCUCAGCGCCCAGCUCAAGGGCUUCCCGCUCUUCCUGCACUCGAACCUGGGGCUGCGAGACUACCGCAUCAACCCCACCGCGCCACUGCUCUACGUAACACGUGCCAACGAGGUGGAGCAGGGGCCCCUGCCCGGAGACGACUGGACCGUCUUCCAGUCCAACCACAGCACCUACGAGCCCGUCCUGCUGGCCAGCACCAAGUCCUCAGAGGCGCUGGCUCAACUGAGUGAGCAUCGGGCCCAGCACGCCACGGUGGUGCAGGACCUGGGGCUGCACGACGGCAUCCAGCGCGUCUUCUUCGGGAACAACCUGGCCUUCUGGCUGCACAAGCUGGUGUUCAUCGACGCCAUCGCACAUCUGACCGGACGCAAGCUCUGCCUCCCCCUUGACCGCUACCUGCUCGUUGACAUCGACGACAUCUUUGUGGGCAAGGAGGGCACGCGCAUGAAGGUGUCGGACGUGGAGGCGCUUCUGAACACCCAGAACAAAAUGAGAGCGCUGGUUCCCGACUUCACCUUUAACCUGGGCUUCUCGGGGAAGUUCCAUCACACAGGCACGGACGAGGAGGAUAUCGGGGAUGACAUGCUGCUGCAGCACAGGAAGGAGUUUUGGUGGUUCCCUCACAUGUGGAGCCACAUGCAGCCGCAUCUGUUCCACAACGUGAGCGUGCUGGCCGAGCAGAUGAGGCUCAACAAGCUCUUCGCUCAGGAGUACGGGAUCCCCACAGAUCUGGGGUACGCGGUGGCGCCCCAUCAUUCGGGGGUGUACCCUGUUCACAGCCAGCUCUACGAGGCCUGGAAGUCUGUGUGGGGGAUCCAGGUGACGAGCACUGAGGAGUAUCCCCACCUGAGACCGGCGCGAUACCGCAGGGGGUUCAUUCACAACGGCAUCCAGGUGUUGCCCAGACAGACCUGUGGCCUCUUCACUCACACCAUCUUUUACAACGAGUACCCAGGGGGCUCCCGAGAGCUGGACAAGAGCAUCCGGGGAGGGGAGCUGUUCCUAACGGUGCUGCUCAACCCGGUCAGCAUCUUCAUGACCCAUCUCUCUAACUAUGGGAACGACCGGCUGGGGCUGUACACCUUUGAGUCGCUGGUGAAGUUCGUCCAGUGCUGGACUAACCUGCGCCUGCAGACCCUGCCUCCCAAGCAGCUGGCUGACCAGUACUUCCAGAUCUUCCCUGAAGAGAGGGACCCCCUGUGGCAGAACCCCUGCGAUGACAAGCGACACAAAGACAUCUGGUCCAAAGAAAAGACCUGCGACAGGCUGCCCAAGUUCCUGGUGAUCGGACCACAGAAAACCGGUACGACAGCUUUGCACUUCUUCCUCUCUCUGCACCCAGCGCUCACCAGUAACUUCCCGAGCCCAGUCACCUUUGAAGAGAUCCAGUUCUUCAACGGGCCCAACUACCACCGUGGCAUUGACUGGUACAUGGACUUCUUCCCCUUCCCCUCCAACGCCAGCACGGACUACUUGUUUGAGAAGAGCGCAAACUACUUCGACACGGAGCCGGUGCCUCGUCGUGCUGCCGCUCUGCUGCCGCGAGCCAAGAUCAUCGCAGUUAUCAUCAACCCAGCAGAGCGUGCUCACUCCUGGUACCAGCACCAGCGGGCUCACCAGGACCCUGUCGCUCUGAACUACACCUUCCAGCAGGUGGUGCGUGCCCCCCCCAGCGCCCCGCCCCAGCUCCGAGCCCUGCAGAGCCGCUGCCUCUCCCCGGGGGCCUACGCAGCUCACCUGGAUAGGUGGCUCCAGUACUACCUACCCAGCCAGCUCCUGCUGGUGGAUGGCGCCAAGCUGCGUUUGAACCCGGUGUCUGCACUGGAUGAAGUCCAAAAAUUCCUGGGGGUGAGCCCCCUAUUCAACUACACACAGGCACUGACGUUCGAUGACAGUAAGGGGUUCUGGUGCCAGCGCCUGGAGGCGGGUCGGACACGGUGUCUGGGAAAGAGUAAGGGCCGGAAAUACCCAGACCUGGAUCCCGAGACACGCUCCUUCCUGUCGGAGUAUUACCGCGAUCACAACAUGACGCUGCUCAAGCUGCUCAACAGGCUGGGUCAGGCCAUCCCAGUUUGGCUCAGAGAGGAACUGCAGAGCUGGAGCUGAACACAGAACCAGAACCAGACCUCCAGACAGAGCCAGAGUUGGGCCAGGCGAGCAAACAGGGAGGGGGAGCUCAAAGACCAGUAACUACAGAAAAAACCCAGAGCCGCAGGGAAACAUGGAACAAGGGCACACACACGCACACACCCCCCUACCAUGGGUCUCACAUAGGGGGUGCCGUGGCUUACGCGAUGCCUUUAACAUGUUCUUGAGCGAACGGUCUCGUCGCACACACCCGCCGCUCGCUCGCUCCUCCUCCCUGGUGUUCAUUGCUCUGUGGGGAACUCGUCCAUGGCAGCAGUAUCCGAGCUGCUGUUAACCCUCUGCAGACAUUUUGUAUUUUUAAAGUGCGGUACGUGACUAUAAGGAGACUGAACGGAGAUUCAAACACAAAGGGACACUCAUGAACUAUAACCCCCUCUCUCCAAUACCCCUUUCUGUGUGUCUGUUCUUUUUAUUUUCAUUUUUUUAAACAAAACCUAUGCACAUUUUUUUUUUUUUUUUUAAAGGUGUUAAUGUGUGUAAUUCUUUUUUUUUUUGUUUGUUUGUUAAAUGAGACAUUUCAAAUAAUAAAGGACACAUUGCUGUUACUGAUUUUAAACGUGAACCCAGCGGACAAUCGGUGGUGUGUGUGUGGAUGGGAGAGAUGCGCAGGUUCCAGCAUCCUAGCUGCUUUAAUUUAUCCCAGGACUUUACGGAUAGGAAGGCCCCGCCUCUUGACAAAACCAGGCCAAACCAGACCCACCCAGGGCAACCUCGCGUCAAGCUGUGUCUUGCUGGGCACUGUUGCUGGUAACUGCCGUUUUCUCAAGGAAAUAUGCAUCCUGAGAAUUUUAAUUCAAACAGCAACAGGCAGUUGGGAGAUUUGGAACUGUGUAUCUGAUUUGGAGCUGUAGAUCUGGUUAUCGCUCAAGCUGAACACAAACGGGUAGGUGUUCAGACAGACACUGACUUUGGACUUGUUUUUUGGGGAGGAGGAAGGGAGAGGGAUUCCAUAUUGUGGGCUGUCCUUCCUAAUAUUAAAAGCUGCUCUGUGUUGUGUUUUUUUUUGUUUUUUAAAUAAAUAUGUAUUUUUAAAAGGAAGAACCACCAACAUAAUAUCAUCUCUAAUAAACCGCUGCAGUGUUUUGGGAAUUGUGUCUGAGUCAGUUCUGUACAGGGAGGCUUUGCUUUCUGUUUGAUGUUGCUAAACAGUUUUAUUUUAGUUUAGUUAAAUACUUUUUUAUUUGUCCUUACAAGUCGCCCACAACAUCCAGUCAUGCCAGCCUCCCAGAAGUGAGGUUCAAAAGACUAGUCUGGUGCAUUAAUAUGAACCCACUAUGCCACCUCGCCCCUGCGUUCCCCUGCCUGUAUGCCUCCCCCUGCACACCAUGUGUCUGUGCCUUUACCAUAGGAGACCUGUUUUAUUUUUUGUUAGUAUGAUGCUUCUGACUUGUGUCUUCCACUGUAUUCAUUACCUGCCUCCUGUAAGAGUGUCCCUCCGUUUUGUAAAUCAUUGCAUUAGAUGGACAGAUUUUUUUUUUUUUUUUUUUUUUGGUGAGGUGGGGAAAAUUUCUCUCCACAGGACCCUGCCCAGUGCUGAAUGCCAUUAUGCCAAAAGAAAUGCAAUGACAUCCAGAACAACACAAAGGCUCAGCAAUGGUGUUCUCUGGAGAAGAAAGUAAAAAGAAACUCAUUGCUAAACACAAGAGUUACGUUUCAGGCCUUGUCUUGUGUGUUGAAAAUGUUAUCCAGUCUCAAUCUGGCCUUACAUAUUGUACAAAAAUUAAUUCAAGUACUAGUUGGCAUUUUACAAGGUACAAAGCAGCUCUCGAGCUGGCUUAGGUGGUAGAGCAUUGGAUGCUGAUUGACCUGGCAGUUGGUUCAAGUUCUGCAAAUGUUAAUCCCUCGUUUUCCAAAAUAUUCUUUAAUUUACCUUAUAGACCUGUAAGGGUUGGCUUUUAAAUACAGUUUGUCACAAAUUAAACUAAUUUGAGAAGCACAUUUUAACCUUUUAUUUUUAAAGACUUUUUCAUUUCUGGUACUCUGUUUUAUGACAAUGUCUGUGGUCUUGAAAAAAAUAUAAAGAGGUGGACGUAAGAUUACGUAUGCAAUGCUUGGCUGUUGCAUAGAGCCAAGUGGUGCAGUGUGAUAUGCACUAACAUGCUAUGCUAGAGAACUGGGUUCAAAUCCAGUUAAUUCCAUCCUUUAUUUUCAAAGAAUUGGAUAAGUUCCUAUAUCAGCAGUAAUAAAGGAUGCGUUCUCACAAAUGUGAAAUGGCUCAAUGGGUUAAUUCACUAACAUGCUGUGCUGUUAUCCUUGGAGAAUUGGUUUGAAAGCCAGUUAAUUUCUUCCUUUAUUUUCAAAACAUUGUUUAAUUAACCUUACAGGCAGUGUGAACACACAGCUUUCCUGUGGGAGCUGGUGGUGCAGUAGGCUAAUCACCAUGACUGCCUCUCUCCUUGAAGAUGGCGAUUCAAAUCCAGCUCCUGGUACAUAAUUGGUUGCGUUUCCACAGAUGCAGAAGACCUACCCUGUGGAAGGAGGGGUGUCUGUCUGGCAGAGACUGCUUUUUCAUUUGACUAAUACAGCAAAUUAAAUAAAGGAAGGAACUCCCCUGGGUUUGAAUCCAGUCCCACAAGGCAGGCCCAUACAGCGUGCUAAUGAACUAACCCACUGCACCAUCUGUGUUCUUGUUACAGACUAGUAGACUAAAUCUGUCUAUGAGAGUAACAUCCUUUUUCAGAGAGUGCACACUACUGGAGUUGAGAAUCAUGGAUCUUACUGCACAACUACAGAGUUUCAUUCCACUGAAGCGAGGGAUUAACAAACCCAAACCUAUUAAACAGCAGACCUAUUCCAGGUAAAUACCAAGAAUAGCAGGGUAAAAAAAAGCUAUCAGUGUUAAUACUUAUAUAGAAUAACCAUGCAGUUUUUUGCCCCCUACUAAAGUACUAUCUCCACAUUUAAUUAUUUAUUACUGAUAAAAUAAAUCAGUUUGCUUCACUAACUGUGUGAGCCAAUCAGGAGCUUGCUUUAUCCAAUCAGAUUAUUGAAGGCAAGACAUACAGUUCCGCUUUCUCCCACAGGGUCAGGGUUUUGAAGAAUAUAGCAGAAAUAUAUUUAUUUUUGCAGAGGGGGUUAAAAUUAAUCUGAGUAACUUCAAAGGGACUGAGCUGUCUUCAGAUUUAAAAAAUAAAAUAAAAAAGUUGAUUUAUACCUGAACCAGUUCUACUGACUGCAUUGUGGUUUAUAACAAAACUUUGCGGUUUAUAAUAAAAGUGAGAGAGAAGACCGAUUGGUGCCGUCAGUCCAGCUCUUCAUAAACCAGGGAUUGGAUCAGAACCAGCUGAUAAACUGCACAGUACAAGGGCCACUGUUUGAAAUGUGGUUUUUAUUAAAUACUUUCAGAUCAAGUUUCAAUAAUAACAAAGCUAUGAUGAAGACCUACUAACAUUCAAACA
Molecule: messenger RNA, 6929 nt
Organism: Polyodon spathula (Mississippi paddlefish)
Lineage: Eukaryota; Metazoa; Chordata; Actinopteri; Acipenseriformes; Polyodontidae
Product: bifunctional heparan sulfate N-deacetylase/N-sulfotransferase 2-like
Exons: 14
Coding region: 829-3489 (886 amino acids)
Cellular component (GO): Golgi apparatus
Molecular function (GO): heparan sulfate N-sulfotransferase activity; deacetylase activity
Source: RefSeq, a predicted model, not a curated record